UCGGCGGGUUUUGUGACGCGAGCGCUCGGGAAUGUGGUUCGCCUGUUGCCCCCCGUGCGCAUUGGCAGUCGCUUCAACCAGGGCUGUGUCGGGGGCACCAAAUGCCAGUUUUUCGCCCUCUGUUGGGUUUCGGGCGGCUCGUUGGGGGCUUCGUGUGGUCCACUUCAUACAUGUUGUGUUACUCCCAGUAGUCAAGACAUUCAGCCUCAGUAUUGGGGACCAGUCGUCAACGACCCACACUGUGGGAAGAGUGCCGCGAGAAUCAGUCGAAUCGUUGGAGGAAACGAUGCCUCAUUCGGACAGUUCCCGUGGCAGGCCUUUGUCCAGGUCGGGGGCAGUCGAUGUGGCGGAGCACUUGUUGGACCGGCGCAUGUGGUGACUGCAGGGCAUUGCGUGGCCAGAUCACAGCACAACCCAACCAGCAUUCGUGUCACUCUCGGAGACUAUAUCCUUCACUCUGAGAUUGAAAGCUUACCUCACGAGGUGUUCACUGUUCAAGAAGUGAGACUUCACCCAAACUUCCGAUUCACUCCACAAGCAGAUCGUUAUGAUGUUGCCGUCCUUGUGCUCGACCGACCCGUCCAUUACAAGGACAACAUCAGACCUAUUUGUUUGCCACAAAAAGAUGUUGGCUUUGUAGGUAGAAUGGCGUAUGUGGCCGGUUGGGGGGCCCUCCAGGCAGGUUCAAAGUUGAGGCCAAAAGUGCUACAACACGUACCGGUGCCCAUCAUCGAGAAUGAGAUAUGCGAGGGAUGGCAUCGGCAAAGAGGGAUCAAUAUUAGAAUUUACGAUGAAAUGACGUGUGCGGGCUAUGACCAAGGUGGACGCGAUGCGUGUCAGGGAGACUCCGGAGGCCCGUUAAUGUUGAAUGAUUUUGGUGUCUGGUAUCUCGUGGGUAUAGUGUCGGCUGGUUAUUCAUGUGCCAAACAAUACCAACCGGGUAUUUAUCAUCGAGUGAGCAGUUCUUCCGACUGGAUAUCAGCCAAUGUUUAUCGAAAUAAUUAG
Molecule: messenger RNA, 1005 nt
Organism: Oppiella nova
Lineage: Eukaryota; Metazoa; Arthropoda; Arachnida; Sarcoptiformes; Oppiidae
Source: the annotation of a GenBank genome assembly